Saccostrea echinata is the source of this 2971-nucleotide messenger RNA. Its product is annotated as mRNA export factor GLE1-like. Gene Ontology annotation, cellular component: nuclear pore cytoplasmic filaments; nuclear pore; cytoplasm. The record is from RefSeq and is a predicted model, not a curated record. The coding region runs from base 72 to 2399 and encodes 775 amino acids. The transcript is spliced from 13 exons. NCBI's taxonomy places the organism in Eukaryota, Metazoa, Mollusca, Bivalvia, Ostreida, Ostreidae. Gene Ontology annotation, biological process: poly(A)+ mRNA export from nucleus; regulation of translational termination; regulation of translational initiation. Gene Ontology annotation, molecular function: translation initiation factor binding; phospholipid binding; inositol hexakisphosphate binding.
CCCUCGCACAAGUGAACAGAGAUUGAGAGAACAAAAAUGAAAUUGGGUACAAAGAUUAAAUAAUCGACGCAAUGAAAAGUAUUGUAUCACAGUUAAAGGCUUCCCCAAAGGGGCAGCUGAAAUAUGAAAGAGAUCCUAACAUUGAAAAGGAAUACUUUGACAAAUAUCUGUCACCACCAAAGUUGAGCACACAUCACUCUGAGGUGUCAACACAGAAUAGUUUUUACGUACAUGAAGAUGAGGAAGAAUUGUCAGAGAGUGAGAUGUCUGAGAGCUUCAGGAACCUCAAGGUUCAAAUUCAAAACAAAGUCAAAAAACCAAAUAAGGCAAAAGUCCAAUUCACCACAGAGAAUCACCAUCCUGUCAGUGAUAUGACUAUCCAGGUCUCUAACAAGAGAGCAGAUCCUAUGUAUGGGGACACCAAUAGAAAUGCGGGUAAAAUCAAAAUAAGCUUCCGUAAUGAUCUUUGUAAAGAUAACCACAAAAAGAAGGGGAGACUGACAGAGAAACCAUUGGAUCUUCCAUGUGUUGAUAAGGCUGCAUCAGAGAAGAUUCUUGUGUCACCUGAGUACAACAAAAGUAGACGAGGCAUUCAAGAUUAUGAAGAGGAACGUAUUAAAGAGUCAAAAACUGAAUUUGAAAGGAAAAGACGCCAAUUUAAGGAAGCUGGGAGAAAAAUCAACAGGAGAGCAGAAAGGCAAAUUAACGAAUAUGAAAACAGAAGACAAGAAAAAGCAGUCUCUCAAAGGAAACAAAUGGAUCAGCUGGAAAAACAGGGGUCAGCAGAGUUGUUGGAAAAGCAAAUGAAAAUGAUACAGGGUUAUAUUCAUCAUGCAAAGAUGGUGGAAAAGAAACAAGAGAGGAUUCAAGAAGAAAUGAAGAAGAAAGAGGCAGAAAGGCUUAAGACGUUGGAGAAAGUCAAGAGCAUUGUGAGUGACUCCAAGACUAUCCUAGACAAAGUGAAAACAAUGUACAAUUCCUACGCUGCCAAGCUCCCAGAGAGUGUAGCUAAAGGCAUUCACAGCGCUCAGCAGAGGUACAACAUGUCACAACAGAUAGUAUCCCCUGAGGACAGCAAACCAGAGAUAACAAAUCAACAGCUCAUCACAAUCUCAGAAAACUUCAGAUUUCUAUCCAACACCCACGACUUUGUGAAACAGUCCAUACAAGAAGUGAAGGAGAAAGAGAAGAAGGAGGCACUAGAGGCCAAAAUGAAGGCUGAGGAGGAGGCAAGGAAGAAGGCAGAGGAAGAGGCUAGCAAGCGAGCCGAGGCUGCCUCUUCUGUUGCUUCUCCUGGUCAGCCUUUGAUUUCCUCCACUCCAAUACCAGGAGCAACCUCAACAGUGACCCAAGAGACACAGGGGGCAACAGGUGGGGUCUCAGUGGCAUCCACUACCGCAGCUCCUACACCAGUCACACAAAUCAGACCAGCAGAGGGAGAAGUUUUAUGUGUGGACAUGGAAGCAUUCCAAGAGUACACCAGACUUCAACAAAUGCUAAAAGAUGCAGAAGCAGCCAUACAGGUCUUGUCCUCCACUCCACAGCUGAAGAAGAUGAAGUUUGAUCUCCAGAAGGCAGUGAACAUCCCUGUCAAUGCUAUAUCAGCCGUCAGUGGGGCUCACCUUAGAGACAAACUACAGCGCCUCCUAGUGUUACUCUCGGGACAGCAAGUGGAGAUAACCAAUAAAAGAGUCUCAGUCAGAGACCACCCAGCUGCUUUACCAUUCUGUAAAUACCUCAUUGCUAAAAUGGUAGUGAGAAAAGGUGAGGAGCAGGUAUCAUCUAUCUUUGAGUCUGCCUUCCCUCUGGCGGCUGUGACGGUGGGGCUACUGGCACAGCACCCAGACAUCCGAGACCUUCUUCUGGCUCACUUCCACUCCCUGUGUCCAUACACUGUCCCCUACCACAUCCCCCGGCAGGAUCAGCAAUCAACAGAGGAAUACCAUAAAGCACUGGGCUACAAAUAUGACAGUGAUGGGAACGUUGAAAAACAGGACAAAUUUCUGAAGCGAAUGUCAGGAAUCAUGAGGUUAUACACCUCCGUAAUGGUCUCUUCUCCUCCUCGGCAACAAAGUAAUCACCCAUUCGGAGUUGAGCAUGCCUGGAUAUGGUUGUCAAGGGUGAUGAACAUUCAGCCUCUUCCUGAUAUCACGGCUACCAUGGUGUUUGACCUCUUAGAAGUCACAGGACAUGCUUUAUUUCACAAAUAUAAAAAACAAUUUUUGAAAAUGCUUCAUAUAUUGAUACGUGAAUUUCUACCGAAACUGAAAUCAGUAGCAUCAUCAGGAGGAGGUGGCCCUGUAUCUCGACUUGAGGCGCUGAUAAAGGCUAGCAUACAGAGACAGGGACAAAUUCCACCACCAGAGGGCCUACUUCCUCCAAACUUCUGGUCCUCUUAAUAAUGGAGGCCCUGAUAAGAUUAGGAGACAAAGACAAAUUCCAGUACCAGAAGGCCUGCCCCCCCCCCCCCAACUUUUGGUCCUCCAAAUAGUGACUGUGGUCACUUGAUGAUAUGUACAAUGUAUAUGCAUGCACAUGUUGUAUAUGUCAGUUUAAGUAUACUGUAUAUUAUAGAGCUGAUGCUUCUUAACAAAAGAACUGGUAUUUAUAAUCAAAAUCAUGUAAAGACUAUGAGUUUUUAUUGAAUUCUUCAGCAUUAUUGAUACCAUCAUUGUAAAAAUUGUUUACCAGUGAUAUCAAGUUGCAUAAAUAAUCAUUAAGCUCUAACGUUGCUUGAUUCCAGAUUAUCUGUUUGUACAUGCAUUGCAACAUUUUUUUUUAAUCAUGUUCAUUAUAUGAGAGGCUUUGCUUAGUGCCAAUAAACUAUUUGCCAUAUAUCAUUGUUCAAUUUAAAGUUGAGAUUGAUUCUCAUAUUUUCAUUUGCAGCUUGUUUCUAUAACAUGUAGAUUUUGACUAGAUGGUUUAGAUUAUAUAGUAAACUUUUAUCAAUAUUAGAUGAGUAUCAACUGAA